GGGGGCGCCGCUGGGGCCGGGGAAUGGGCGUGUAGGGAGCAGGGAAGGAAGGAAGGGAACGAGCGAGCGAGGGAGGAGAAGAGCCGGACGGAGAUUGCCGCCCGGCGCCCGAGGUAGCCGCCCCCAUCGGGGUCCCCCUCCGCCGCCUGCGGGCUGCGCGCCCCCUCCAUCCGCCCCAGGGCGCCACCGCCGGGAUGAGCAGCUCUCGGAACAACCGGGUGAUGGUGGAAGGAGUCGGGGCCCGGGUGGUCCGCGGCCCGGACUGGAAGUGGGGGAAGCAGGAUGGCGGCGAGGGCCAUGUGGGCACCGUGCGCAGCUUCGAGAGUCCCGAGGAGGUGGUCGUGGUGUGGGACAACGGCACCGCCGCCAACUACCGCUGCUCCGGGGCCUACGACCUCCGCAUCCUCGACAGCGCGCCCACCGGUAUCAAGCAUGAUGGGACUAUGUGUGAUACUUGUCGACAGCAGCCUAUCAUUGGCAUCCGAUGGAAGUGUGCUGAAUGCACAAAUUAUGACUUGUGCACAGUUUGCUAUCACGGGGACAAGCAUCACUUGAGGCAUCGUUUUUACAGAAUUACCACACCGGGAAGUGAAAGGGUAUUGUUGGAGUCUCGACGUAAAUCAAAGAAAAUUACAGCAAGAGGAAUCUUUGCAGGUGCCAGGGUGGUGCGAGGAGUUGACUGGCAAUGGGAAGAUCAAGAUGGUGGCAAUGGGCGUAGAGGAAAGGUAACUGAAAUUCAAGAUUGGAGUGCAUCGAGCCCACAUAGCGCAGCAUAUGUUCUUUGGGACAAUGGUGCUAAAAACCUUUACAGAGUUGGCUUUGAAGGCAUGUCUGACCUGAAAUGUGUUCAAGAUGCAAAAGGAGGCUCUUUCUACAGAGACCAUUGUCCUGUGUUAGGUGAGCAAAAUGGUAACAGAAACCCUGGUGGGCUGCAAAUAGGUGACCUUGUAAACAUUGACCUCGACUUGGAAAUUGUUCAGUCUUUGCAGCAUGGUCAUGGAGGAUGGACUGAUGGCAUGUUUGAGACUUUAACAACAACUGGAACAGUCUGUGGUAUCGAUGAGGACCAUGACAUUGUAGUACAAUAUCCAAGUGGCAACAGGUGGACGUUUAAUCCAGCUGUUCUCACCAAGGCCAAUGUUGUCCGAAGUGGAGAUGCUGCUCAAGGUGCAGAAGGAGGUACCUCUCAGUUCCAAGUGGGUGAUCUUGUUCAAGUAUGUUAUGACCUGGAGAGAAUCAAGCUUCUUCAGAGAGGUCACGGAGAGUGGGCUGAAGCAAUGCUUCCUACUUUAGGUAAAGUUGGUCGGGUUCAGCAGAUCUAUUCAGACAGUGACUUAAAGGUAGAGGUUUGUGGGACAUCUUGGACCUAUAAUCCAGCAGCUGUCUCGAAGGUGGCAUCAGCAGGAUCUGCCAUAAGUAAUGCAUCUGGUGAGAGAUUGUCCCAGCUAUUGAAAAAACUAUUUGAAACGCAAGAAUCUGGAGAUCUCAAUGAAGAAUUGGUUAAAGCUGCUGCCAAUGGAGACGUUGCUAAAGUGGAAGACUUGCUAAAGAGGCCAGAUGUAGAUGUGAAUGGGCAAUGUGCUGGACACACAGCUAUGCAAGCUGCAAGCCAGAAUGGCCAUGUCGACAUUUUGAAGUUGCUUCUGAAACAGAAUGUGGAUGUAGAAGCAGAGGACAAGGAUGGAGACAGGGCUGUCCAUCACGCAGCCUUCGGUGACGAGGGUGCUGUGAUUGAGGUUUUGCACCGAGGCAGUGCAGAUUUGAACGCUCGCAACAAGCGCAGGCAGACUCCACUCCAUAUUGCUGUCAACAAAGGUCAUCUGCAAGUUGUCAAGACUUUACUGGACUUCGGCUGCCACCCCAGUCUCCAGGAUUCUGAAGGAGACACUCCACUUCACGAUGCAAUAAGUAAAAAGCGUGAUGAUAUACUUGCUGUACUUUUAGAAGCUGGAGCAGAUGUUACUAUCACCAACAACAAUGGGUUUAAUGCUCUUCACCAUGCUGCACUAAGAGGAAACCCGAGCGCAAUGCGUGUGCUGUUGUCCAAGUUACCACGACCGUGGAUUGUUGAUGAGAAAAAAGAUGAUGGUUACACUGCCUUACAUCUGGCAGCUCUCAAUAAUCAUGUGGAAGUGGCUGAACUUCUGGUGCAUCAGGGCAAUGCUAACCUGGAUAUCCAGAAUGUUAACCAGCAAACUGCUCUUCAUCUUGCUGUUGAACGACAGCAUACACAAAUUGUUAGGCUCUUAGUCCGUGCAGGUGCUAAAUUGGAUAUUCAGGAUAAAGAUGGGGAUACUCCCCUGCAUGAAGCCCUGAGACACCACACCCUGUCACAGCUCCGCCAACUCCAAGACAUGCAAGAUGUGGGCAAGGUAGAUACUGCUUGGGAGCCAUCAAAGAACACAUUAAUAAUGGGUCUUGGCACUCAAGGAGCAGAGAAGAAGAGUGCUGCAUCUAUUGCCUGCUUCCUGGCAGCCAACGGGGCUGACCUCGGCAUUCGUAACAAGAAGGGUCAGUCCCCUCUCGAUCUCUGCCCUGAUCCAAGUCUCUGCAAAGCAUUGGCUAAAUGUCAUAAAGAAAAAGUCAGUGGCCAGGUUGGUUCCCGAAGUCCGUCUAUGAUCAACAAUGAUUCUGAAACCUUAGAAGAAUGUAUGGUGUGUUCAGACAUGAAGAGAGAUACUCUGUUUGGCCCGUGUGGCCACAUUGCCACGUGUUCUUUGUGCUCACCACGAGUGAAAAAAUGCCUCAUCUGUAAAGAACAAGUUCAGUCUAGGACAAAGAUUGAAGAAUGUGUAGUAUGUUCAGACAAAAAGGCAGCGGUGCUCUUCCAGCCAUGUGGUCAUAUGUGUGCCUGUGAGAAUUGUGCAAGCUUGAUGAAGAAGUGUGUACAGUGUCGGGCAGUGGUUGAGCGAAGAGUGCCUUUCAUAAUGUGCUGCGGAGGGAAAGGUACAGAAGAUACCAGUGAUGAUAUUUCAAGUGGAAACAUUCCAGUUUUGCAGAAGGACAAAGACAACACUAAUGUCAAUGCGGAUGUACAGAAGCUGCAGCAACAGUUGCAAGACAUCAAGGAACAGACUAUGUGUCCUGUCUGUUUGGACCGCCUGAAGAACAUGAUCUUUCUGUGUGGCCAUGGAACAUGUCAGCUUUGUGGAGACCGAAUGAGCGAGUGCCCCAUAUGCCGCAAGGCAAUUGAACGGAGGAUCCUUUUGUAUUAAACAGGAGCCAGUGUCUUUACUAGGUUGUGAAAGAGUAAGGACAUGUUGAUUGAUGGUUUACACCUCUGUAAGUUUAAAAGGCAGUGAAGGGUUCUGGCAAAAACAUUUCUAAUACUGUAGCACAGGUUUGUUACAUAGACAUUGUUUAAAGACUGUGUACACACCAAAUAAAAGAAACAGUAUUUGAACAGUCA
This is a messenger RNA of Parus major (Great Tit), 3409 nucleotides long. It is a transcript of the gene MIB1, whose product is annotated as mindbomb E3 ubiquitin protein ligase 1. NCBI's taxonomy places the organism in Eukaryota, Metazoa, Chordata, Aves, Passeriformes, Paridae. The record is from RefSeq and is a predicted model, not a curated record. Gene Ontology annotation, cellular component: cytoplasm. The transcript has 21 exons. Gene Ontology annotation, biological process: protein ubiquitination. Gene Ontology annotation, molecular function: ubiquitin-protein transferase activity; protein binding; zinc ion binding. Bases 195 to 3215 code for a protein of 1006 amino acids.